AUGGAGAUAAUGAGGCGAGGGCAAAUUAUCUUGGAAAGAAGAGCACUUCCCCUUUCGCUCUCAUCUUCAAUCGGUGUAGUUUCCUCGUCUCAUCCUCCACGCAGACCCAUUCGACGAGGGUCUCCUGCUGCUUUACCCUCUUUGUUGUCUCCUCCUACUCGCACCCGGACGGCUAGAGCCUCUCGAUCAGCCACUCCCUCUCGCCCCUGGGUUGCUCCUCGACCUCAGCCGGCUACUCCUGAACAUCCUCGGGCUCCCGCUCGCCCCCGGGCCCCACGUACUGUCCAGCCUGCUUCAUCUACCCCAUUAUCUCCUGUUAGUGCUCCUAGAUCUACUCAUAUCCCAGGCCGGGGGACCGGCGAAAGAGUGACGGGCCUUGGUGGGGGUACAGGCAACGUUCCCUUUACCAGCUUUGCCUCUCGGGAUGCUUACCAAGUGGCUCGUCGAGCCCGUACUGCGAAUGAUCGCUUGAACCUGAAUGUUUCCAGUCCUUCUAGGCGCAGGGCUCGAUCACCCUCAGAUGAAUUCGAUUCGGAUGACCAGCCACUAUCUCAGAGGCGUCGGCGUCGAGCCCCUCGCGUAAUACCAGACUCGGGCCCCUCCUCUAUUCCUUCUCCUCCACGUGCACCUAACUUUACCCCAUCUCAUCAAGUGACUUCACCUCCAAUCCCGAGCCCUGCGGGCGACCUUCCUAUUCCAUCCAGUAGCCAGACCAUGCCCCCAUUGGCUCAACCAUUCCGCACGCAGCACACUCAAGGUGAUGAAGCUAGCCCUUCCACACGCCCUUCCGCUGUCCCACCUACAGAGCCCCCUCGGGGACCAUCUUCUGCCCCUUCUGGUGCAACCGCCGAUCCUUCAGAUACCCCUGGCUCAGCUGCAGGUCCUUCAGGACCCCCUCCUCUUACUUAUCAAGACUACUGUACUACUUUUCCUUCUGAAGCACAGUUAUGGUCUCGGACGGAUGUUCCCACCAGCUCUCUGAAAAUAAAAGGUCGUCUAGCCACUGUGUGGGAAGAAAGCCUGCGACAGAUGGAUUCUUUACCUCCUUCGGCCCAAAUGGAUCAAUUUACAGAAUUAUAUAUCAAGGCUCAAGAUCAAAAGUUGAAAUCGCAGGAGGCCCAUUUGACAUCUCAAGAGACCCAAUUGGCUUCCCAAGUAACAGAGUUGGCCACUACCAGAAGUGAACUAGCUCAAGCUAGGGCCACCACAGAAGGCGUAUCAACAGCUCUAGCCCUUUACAGAGAAGGGGAAAACGAUCGCUGCCUACAACACCGAGCUGAGUAUCUGCGUUCUCCGGAAUUUUAUGCACAGGUGGGACAUCGCUUCUCCACAUCUGCUAUCUACGGGGCGGGAGGGGCUCUGCGACAGCUUCAUGAGCAGGACUAUUUAAGGUCCAUUCCACCUCCUGAAUUCUUAGACCAUGAUCGAAUCAUCAAAGAGAUUCCAGAUGAAAUAUUUGCCCCUUUCGACUGA
Messenger RNA from Zingiber officinale, 1473 nucleotides. Its product is annotated as flocculation protein FLO11-like. NCBI's taxonomy places the organism in Eukaryota, Viridiplantae, Streptophyta, Magnoliopsida, Zingiberales, Zingiberaceae. The coding region runs from base 1 to 1473 and encodes 490 amino acids. The transcript has 2 exons. The record is from RefSeq and is a predicted model, not a curated record.